AUGUUACAAAAUGCAUCGAAAUUGAGGCUCCUCUGUUUGGCGACGCAAAACGUACAGUGCUCCAAAUUGCUCAACAAAUUAAACGCCACAUCCUCCGUAGCCCUCCUUCAAAGAAGGUUGAAAAAGACCGAUACAAAUCUAUCUAGUCUCUUCAUCCCUGUCGAAGUUAAACCUAAUAUAGACGAUAUAAACAUCGGCGCCGAAUUAAGCGGAAAUUUAAACAAAACCGACCUACUAAAGAUACUAAAUAAAUUCUUUCAAAAUAAGGAAAUCAAAACAUUACUAGCCGAUAAUGGUUUAGAUCAAUAUCUGCAACAUCAAGCCUACGUCAGUUUUAGAAGGUACUGUUUAGAAGCCCAAAAUCUACCAGCAGACAUUCACUUAGUAUUCAGCGAUGUCUUACACGGUGCGGGUAACAUCACGGACAUAUUCCCGUACUUCCUCCGGCACGCCAAGCUGAUGUUCCCCCAUUUGGACUGCAUGGACGAUUUGAGGAAAAUAUCCGACCUGAGAUCCCCGGCUAAUUGGUACCCCCAAGCGAGGGCCGUCAACAGGAAGAUCAUUUUCCACGCGGGCCCCACCAAUUCGGGCAAAACCUACCACGCUCUAGAGCGAUUCAUGACCUCCAAAUCGGGCGUGUAUUGCGGCCCCUUGAAGCUCCUGGCCAGCGAGGUGUUCAAUAAAUCCAAUAAACGGGGCACCCCUUGCGAUUUAGUGACGGGCGAAGAACGGAACUUCGCCGAUCCCAAAGGUGAUGCUUCCAAUCACGUUUCGUGCACCGUAGAAAUGACGUCCGUACAAAACCCAUACGAAGUGGCUGUAAUCGACGAAAUCCAGAUGAUAAAAGACCACCAACGCGGCUGGGCGUGGACCAGAGCCCUGCUCGGCAUCGUAGCCGAGGAGAUCCAUCUGUGCGGAGAAGCAGGGGCCAUCGAUUUGAUCCGACAAAUCUGCAUGACCACCGGCGAGGACGUGGAGGUGCGCAAUUACAAGCGCUUGACGCCUUUGAACGUCGAAGACUCCGCCGUGGGGUCGUUGGACAACGUCAUGCCCGGCGAUUGCAUAGUGUGCUUCAGCAAAAACGACAUUUACAGCGUAUCGAGAGGCAUCGAGGCCACCGGUAAGGAGGUGGCCGUGAUAUACGGUGGCCUGCCACCCGGUACUAAACUAGCCCAAGCUGCUAAAUUCAACGAUCCCGAAAAUAGUUGUAAAAUAUUAGUGGCUACCGAUGCUAUAGGAAUGGGGCUCAAUUUGAGUAUAAAAAGAGUAAUUUUCUAUUCUCUUAUUAAACCUACGAUGAACGAAAAGGGUGAACGGGAAAUGGAUACGAUAUCUGUAUCUGCUGCUUUACAAAUAGCCGGUAGGGCUGGAAGAUACGGAACGCAAUGGCCCGAAGGAUCUGUUACCACAUUUAAACAAGAAGAUCUAACCACAUUGAAGCGAUUGUUGUCGUGUACACCGGAACCCAUCAUUCAAGCCGGGCUACAUCCGACUGCGGAUCAGAUCGAAUUGUACGCUUACCACUUACCCAACUCGUCUCUUAGCAAUCUUAUGGAUAUAUUCGUUAAUUUAUCCACCGUAGACGAUUCCUUGUACUUCAUGUGCCAAACGGAAGAUUUUAAGUUUCUAGCCGAUAUGAUUCAGCACGUUCCCCUGCCACUCAGAGCGAGGUACUUAUUCUGUUGCGCCCCUAUUAACAAGAAGAUGCCCUUCGUGUGUACUAUUUUCCUAAAGUUUGCGAGGCAAUACAGUAAAAACGAAACGAUCUCGUUCGAUUGGCUGUGCAGGAACAUCGGUUGGCCUCUACAGCCACCGAAAACCAUCCUCGAUUUAGUCCAUUUAGAAGCCGUAUUCGAUGUACUGGAUUUGUACUUGUGGUUAAGUUAUCGUUUCGGGGAUUUGUUCAACGAGCCCGAUCUGAUACGAGACAUGCAAAGGGAACUGGAUCAGAUUAUUCAGCAAGGGAUCGUUCAGCUUACGCGGUUACUGAGGAAUUCUGAGACUGUGAUCAGUUCUGGUACAGGCGAUGUGGAUGGAGAGGAGUUUUUGAUGAACAGGCAAAAGCAGUCAUAUCUGCGAGGGCAAAAGGGUAUUCAAUUGGGUAAAGGAAAAUUAACGGAGCGCUUGCUUGCCCAAGGGAUAUUGACACCCACUAUGUUACAAGAAUUGAAAAAAGAAUGGAACAAAAAAGAUGCCCCCGUAGAGAAACCGAAGGAGGAUGUGAAGAAAAUACGUAGAAAACGAAAAACAAUCAAAUAG
Molecule: messenger RNA, 2259 nt
Organism: Phyllotreta striolata
Lineage: Eukaryota; Metazoa; Arthropoda; Insecta; Coleoptera; Chrysomelidae
Source: the annotation of a GenBank genome assembly